Molecule: messenger RNA, 933 nt
Organism: Gastrolobium bilobum
Lineage: Eukaryota; Viridiplantae; Streptophyta; Magnoliopsida; Fabales; Fabaceae
Product: protein PHOSPHATE-INDUCED 1-like
Exons: 1
Coding region: 1-933 (310 amino acids)
Source: RefSeq, a predicted model, not a curated record
AUGGCAUUCUCCGUUUCUUGUCAAAGCUUUUUUAAAAUCUUCCUUCUCAUAUCAGUCUUUCAGCUCUCUUUCGCCACCAGGAGGUUGAAUGAACUGGUUAAGGAUCAAACUCAGCUGCUUCAUUACCACAAUGGCCCUCUUCUAUCUGGAAAAAUCCCCAUUAACCUUAUCUGGUACGGCCAGUUUAAACCAACCCAGAAGGCCAUAAUCUCCGAUUUCGUCACCUCGUUGUCGUCAUCCUCACCGGCUCACAGCACCCAACCCUCCGUCGCCACGUGGUGGGAAACCACCAAGAAAUAUUCCGAUCUCAGCAAGAGGAAGCUGCCUUCUCCUCUUUCCCUUUCAUUGGGUAAGCAGAUUCUCGACGACAAAUACUCGCUGGGGAAAUCACUCACUCACGAGCAACUCGUGGAGUUGGCUUCAAAGGGUGAUCAACAAAACGCCAUCAACGUUGUUCUGACUUCCGCUGACGUGGCCGUGGAACGUUUCUGCAUGAGUCGGUGUGGGACUCACGGUGGCAAGAACUACAAGUUCGUUUACAUCUGGGUUGGGAAUUCUGAGACUCAAUGCCCUGGUCAAUGCGCAUGGCCAUUUCACAACCCAAUAUAUGGACCCCAGAGCACACCGUUGGUUGCCCCAAACAAUGACGUGGGUGUUGAUGGAAUGGUGAUUAACUUAGCUAGCCUCUUGGCUGGGACUGCCACCAACCCAUUCGGAAAUGGGUACUAUCAGGGUCCGGCUGAGGCGCCACUCGAAGCUGCAUCGGCAUGUCCUGGGGUUUAUGGGAAAGGUGCUUACCCUGGCUAUGCUGGAAACUUGCUCCUGGAUUCUUCUAGUGGCGCUAGCUACAAUGCGCAAGGUGCUAAUGGGAGGAAGUACCUGCUUCCUGCUCUGUAUGAUCCUUCUACAUCGUCGUGUUCAACACUAGUGUGA